Molecule: messenger RNA, 9256 nt
Organism: Patella vulgata (common limpet)
Lineage: Eukaryota; Metazoa; Mollusca; Gastropoda; Patellidae
Product: serine/threonine-protein phosphatase 6 regulatory ankyrin repeat subunit A
Exons: 3
Coding region: 318-4871 (1517 amino acids)
Molecular function (GO): protein binding
Source: RefSeq, a predicted model, not a curated record
AGAGAGAGAAACUAAAAAUAACUUUCGCCCUACAUUCGGCGUAGAAAUAUUUGGUGAUCUGUGUCCAUCAGUGUCACUGAAUAAUUCCACGAACUAAAUAUUGUCUUCUAUGAAAUCGUACAAGACACCACUCAAGGCGCCAAUCCUCCGCUAAGCUGCUACACGUGUACCGAUUACAUGCCAGGUGAUCGAAGUCACCCGCUUGCCUCUUAAAAAGAAUAAAGUGGGCAACAUAACAAUUAGAUAACGACCACAUCGGCCAGCCAUCAAAGCUAGCCUACUGUAGAUACGGUGAACAUCAGAGUUAACUGGGGCUAAUGCCGUCAAAACUAUACCAUUGUGUAUUAGAUAGAAGUAUGGGAGAAAUAAUAGAAACAAUAGCAUUAACAGAUAAGUUGCAAACUUUAAUUAUAGCUGCUAAAGAAGGAUAUUAUAACGUUGUGAUAUAUCUGUUAGAAUAUGGUGUGGAUAAACAUUAUGUUGAUAGCCGCCAGAACAAUCUGAUAAACAUACUUUUAGAUACUUAUGACACUACAUGUGGACAUGAUUUGUUAUUACAAUGUGUAGUUAAAUUAGUUGAAUCUGGGGUCGACGCCAACAAGUUGAAUGAAUAUGAAGAGACACCUAUAUAUGUAGCUACUAUUAAAGGGUUGUAUGACGUUGUGAUAUAUCUGUUAGAACAGGGUGUUGAUGUACAUAAUAUUGAUAGAGUUGAAAACAAUCUGAUACACACAUUUUUAUAUAGGUAUGACAUUACACUUAGCCAUUAUUUAUUAUUAGACUGUGUAGUUAAAUUACUUGAAUCUGGUGUGGACGUUAACCAGGUGAAUACAUAUAAAGAGACGCCUAUAUAUAUAGCUGCUACUAAAGGGUUGUUUGACGUUGUGAUAUGUCUAUUAGAACGAGGUGCUGGUGUACAUUAUGUGGAUAGCCACCAAAAUAACCUGAUACACACACUUCUAGAUAUUUAUGACAAUACAUGUAGACAUGAUUUGUUAUUAAAAUGUAUAGUUACAUUAGUUGAAACUGGGGUCGACGCCAAUCAGUUGAAUGAAUAUGAAGAGGCACCUAUAUCUAUAGCUGCUAGUAAAGGGUUGUAUGACGUUGUGAUAUAUCUGUUAGAACGGGGUUGUUAUGUACUUUAUUUGGAUAGCCAUAAAAAUAACCUGAUACACACACUUUUAUAUAGGCAUGAAAUAUAUGACAAUACGGAAAGAAGUGAUUUGUUAUUGCAAUGUGUAGUUACAUUAGUUGAAACUGGUGUAGACGUCAACCAGGUAAAUGAGGACACCGAGACGCCAAUAUUAAUAGCUGCUAGAAAAGGGUUGUAUGACGUUGUGAUAUAUCUGUUGGAAAGCGGCGUUGAUGUGCAUUGUGUGGUUAGCCACGAGAAUAACCUGAUACACACACUUUUAGAUAUUUAUGACAAUACACGUAGACAUGAUUUGUUAUUACAAUGUGUAGUUACAUUAGUUGAAACUGGUGUAGACGUCAACCAGGUAAAUGAGAAUAAAGAGACGCCGAUAUUGACAGCUGCUAGAAAAGGGUUGUAUGAACUUGUGAUACAUCUAUUAGGAAACGGCGCUGAUGCACAUUAUGUGGUUAGCCACCAGCAUAACCUGAUACACACACUUUUAGAAACGUAUGACAAUACACGGGGACACGAUUUGUUAUUACAGUGUGUAGUUAAAUUAGUUGAAUCUGGGGUCGACGCCAACCAGUUGAAUGAAUAUAAAGAGGCACCUAUAUCUAUAGCUGCUAGUAAAGGGUUGUAUAACGUUGUGAUAUAUCUGUUAGAACAGGGUGUUGAUGUACAUAAUGUUGAUAGAUUUGAAAACAACCUGAUACACACAUUUUUAUAUAGGCCUGACAUUACAUGUAGCCACGAUUUGUCAUUAGAUUAUGUAGUUAAAUUAGUUGAAUCUGGGGUGGACGCCAACCAGGUGAAUGAAUAUAAAGAAGCACCUAUAUCUAUAGCUGCUAGUGAAGGGCUGUGUGAUGUUGUGCUAUAUCUGUUAGAACAGGGUGUUGGUGUACAUUAUGUGGAUAGGCACAAAAAUAACCUGAUACACAAACUUUUAUAUAGUCAUGACAUAUUUGACAAUACGGGUAGAAGUGAUUUGUUAUUAAAGUGUGUAGUUAAAUUAGUUGAAACUGGUGUAGACGUCAACCAGGUGAAUGAGGAUAAUGAGACGCCAAUAUUAAUAGCUGCUUGGAAAGGGUUGUAUGACGUUGUGAUACAUCUGUUGGAAAACGGCGUUGAUGUACAUUAUGUGGUUAGCCACGAGAUUUACCUGAUACACACACUUUUAGAUAUUUAUGACAAUACAUGUAGACAUGAUUUGUUAUUACCUUGUGUAGUUAACUUAGUUGAAACUGGUGUAGACGUCAACCAGGUGAAUGAGAAUAAAGAGACACCGAUAUUGAUAGCUGCUAGAAAAGGGUUGUAUGAACUUGUGAUAUAUCUGUUAGGAAACGGUGUUGAUGUACAUUAUGUGGUUAGCCACCAGAAUAACCUGAUACACACACUAUUAGGGACUUAUACCAAAACAUGUAGAUAUGAUUUGUUAUUAGACUGUGUAGUUAAACUAGUUGAAUCUGGUGUAGACGCCAAUCAGAUGAAUAAAUAUAAAGAGUCGCCUAUAUUUAAAGCUGCUAGUGAAGGGUUGUUUGACGUUGUGAUAUAUCUGUUACAACAUGGUGUUGAUGUACAGUAUGUGGAUACUCACCAGAAUAACCUGAUGCAUACACUUUUAUAUAGGCAUGACAUACAUUACAUUAAAGGUGGACGUGAUUUGUUAUUACAAUGUGUAGAUAAUAUGGUUCAUGCUGGUGUAGAUGUCAACCAUGUGAAUAGGAAUAAAGAGACGCCGAUAUUGAUAGCUGCUAGAAAAGGGUUGAAUGACGUUGCGUUAUGUCUGUUAGAACGGGGUGUUGAUGUUCAUUAUGUUGAUGGUUUUAAAUGCAACAUUCUUCACUAUGCUGUAGGUUCAAUGUAUUCCAAUAUGAACGACACAGAGCAAUGUGUACAGCUCGUUAGUACUUUAAUAAAGACAGGAUUAGAUAUAAACCAACCUAACUAUAAAGGUAAUACUCCAUUGUUCUAUGUCGGUAUAAAUAAACAUUGCUCUCAAAAAACACUCCCUUACUAUCUAGGUAAACUAUACGGAAAAAAAAUGAAAUGGAAGAUAGGACAUGAUAUCCAUGUUCAAUUACAAUGUAAACUGAUUGACGUUUUAUUAGAAGCUGGUUGUAUUGCGAACCAUCAAAACACUGAAGGACUAUCAGCUUUAAUGCACCAUAUAAAACACCAAGCUGAUAUAAGCAUAUUAAAACUGUUAAUUCCAUCUUCUGAUUUAAGUUUGACUGAUAAUAAUGGUGAUACAGCAUUAGGUUAUUGUGUCCAAUAUCAUAUGAUCAAUUCUACAGCCGUCUUUACACUUUUAGUAGAUUCAGGAUCAGACAUGAUGUCACGUAACGCCAGGGUUAAGUUAGUUCAUAAGAUUUUAAGUUGUAAGAGGUUAGGGGUGUUCAAUUAUUACAUUGGGCUAAAGUUGAUUGCUAAUGGUGUUACAGUUGAAGGAGAAAAUAUGCUCCAUCUUUUAGCUAGUGUUAACUAUGAUUAUUCGUUAAGGACGUUUAAAUGGUUGUUAAAAAACGAGCUAGACAUCAACCACCCCUGUUCUAAAACCAACACACCCACUAUGAUAGCUGCCCUUUUAUUAAACAGCGAAUAUUUAAAACUGUUCACACGUCAUCAGAGACUCGAGAUCAAUGCACAAAAUAACCAGGGUCAUACAGCCCUUCAUCUAUGUAUCAUUGGAUUUACGAUGGUUAAAGAUGGCUUAAGCAACAGACAGAUACAAGAUGUUGUUAAUAACUAUUGUAGUCAGAUAUAUCCAAAAUACAUGCUUUGUAUUGAUAGUUUACUUGCGGUUGAUGGAAUAGAUGUAAACAUUCAAGAUACUAAAGGGAGAACUAGUUUAAUGAUGGCUGCUAUGAAAAAUGACAGAGUUCUUACAAGGAAACUACUUCAGGCUGGUGCCAUGGUUAACGUGUUAGACUAUGCAGGAAGGUCUGCCCUACAAUACCUCAAUAUUUACAAAAGUGUAGUUGAUUUGACUUGUUUUAAAUUACUUGUAUCCAAUGGUAGUACUGGUCUUCUCAAUUUACCCUGUAUUGAUGGUAACACAAUUAUCCAAACAGUGUUAAGUUUUCCCUUCUUCUGGGAACCCUAUCGUGUCGCUCGUUUUAUUAGAUACUUAGUUGCUGAAAACUGUUGCUUACAGACUCUCGUUACGUCAUCAGUUGAAAGUAGUUAUAACCAAAUUGAUCUGACUGAACUCAGUAUCCGAGAGAGAGGUAAACUGAGAGAACUGUUAUAUCUUAGUGGUGCCCGAGAAGAGGAAGUGAUGACCACUUUAAAUUUUGAUGAGGAAGAUAAGGGAUGUGACGUAAAAGAUACUAUUCGCUCCCCAGGCAGAGAAGACUUCAUUAGGUUCUGUAGUAAAAUAGAGGUCUCGUCCCUGUGUAGGAGAAUCGUCCGACAAAAUCUUGGAUUGGGAAUAAAGGAGAAGGUCAAGAAUCUAGAAUUGCCUUCUAAAUUUCAUGGUUUUCUUCAAUUAAAAGAUAUUCUUGAUCCUGAAGAUUACAACAUAGAUAAUAUUGAUGAUGGCUGUAAUGAUUUUGAUGAUGAUGAUGACUAUGAUGGUUAUGAUAUAGAUAGCGAUAGAGACGAUGAUUAUAGCCAAUAUAAAUACCAGUAUGUUACUCUCAAUACGGAUGAUGAGCUUAGACAAGAUUUCUUGAAAACCGUGAUGUUUCCUAAUGGUGACAGUGGUUUGAAUAUUUACGUAGACCACCAUGCCUAGUUGUAAUCAGUCCGCCGUUAAAGCGUUUUCAAUAUAUUCCUUGUCAAUAGUCGGAUGACGUCACAUAAGUAGCCAUUUGUGAGUCAGUGGGUGAAUAGAUCAAAUUUACCGUUUUUGCACGAGAAAGAUUUUACGGUAACAUGGACAGGUGGAGAUAUUAUACAUUAUAGCUCAUGGAAUAUAAAUAGGCAGGAUUCGUGAUUGUCGUCUGUUACCCUUCAUCAUUCAAAAUGUUCGUUGUUCUUCCGGUUUAGAAUUAUUGUUAAACAGACAUCCGUUAAUGAAUAAAUCAAGAUAGCCAGGCGAUUACAUAAUGUUCCCACCAACACUGUACCUUAUCUGAGGUAACACUGUAAUUUCAGUGGAGUUACUCUAACUCCUGGACAGAUUCUAAAGAUUAGCCUUAAUCUGCCAUGCGACCAACUGCAGCAGGAAUUGGAGACUUGUAUAAUUACCUAGGUACUAGUGUAUGUUUAAAUUUAUUAAGAAGCUUCACAGUAAUUGAUUUCAUAUUUUUCAAACAUAUUUGUCCAUUUUCAUAUCUUAUAAUUCAAGCCAUAACUGAAACAAAAUUAUAAUGCUUUUAUACACCCACGUCAAAAUGGGGUCGUAUAUUGUUUUCGCUCCCUUUCCGCCCGUCCAUUCGUCUGUCCGUUAUCCACAAUUUAUGUAUGUUGUUUACAUCGGUGAAACUAAGACGCCACUUUAAUUUAAACAAUGUCCGCUAAUUUCUUUCUGGAUUUAUGACUCUUGUUUCGGUUCGUAGAAACCUGUAAACCCUCAAGCGAAAACAGCUAUCAUCCGAUCAUUAUGAAAUUUAUUUAUAUUAGUAAGACGAAAAAGCUUAUCUAAUUUCAGCAAUGUCCAUUUAUUACUUCUAGAUUUGUGGCCCUUGUUUUGUAUUAUUUCCAUUCACUUAGUAGAACACUGUGAUUGCUCGAAUAACAAAAAUGUUAGUAUCCGAUAUGUAUGAAAUUAAAAUACAUUAUUUGAAUUAGUAAAACCAGGAAGUCUAUCGAAUUUCAACAAUUUCCAUUUAUAACUUUUGGAGUUAUGGCCCUUGUUUCACUUUGUAGUACCUUGUGAACACUCAAAUGAUAACUAAAGUUGUCAUCCAAUUUGUAUUAGACGGAUAUCAGUAGGGUUGGGGGAAUAAAUACUUUUUUUUCGGAAAACAAUCAAAAAUUGCGGCCAAAAUCGGCAAAAAUGAUGUAGUUUUGCCAUAACUGUUCCGUGUUAGCUUUUAUGUGCCUUAUAAUAUGUCCUUUAUAUGGUGUUCGGUGUCGCUGGUUUCAAUUCAGGCAUUAUAAUCAUGUUUCAAAAAUCCAAAAUGGUGGAAUCCAAGAAGGCGGCCAAAAUAGAGUCUUUUUGACAUAACGGUUCGGUGUUAGUUAUUUUAUGACUUAUAAUAUAUCCUUAAAGAUACUUUCCCAGAAAAGUAUUUAUCGGAAAAGUAUGGAAAUUUUGGUAUAUAUGGAAAGUAGAAAUAUCCAAUCUUGCUAGAAAAAUACUGGAUUCCCUGAAAAACACUCAUGUAGCGCAUAGAGGACAAAAUUGUCACAGGCUGCAAGCGGGGAUUGAGCGCUUGAUGCAUAUGUUGAUAAACCUUGUGAAGAGUUAGACGUACAACACUUUCUGAGAUAAAAAUCAUAGAAAACACACAUGGACAGUGGAUAAUCAGAGAAUUUAAUUAGGUUUCGAUAUUUAUUAUGAAUGGAUAGCGAUUAAAGACAACAUCGUCUUGUGUAUGCAAUGAAUUCUCCUCACGUGAUACAAACAUGACCUCUUUUAAUAGAUUUUUUUAUAGCAGGGGUAUUCAAGAUAACGUAUUUUUGCUGUAAAAGUUCGGGCUCGCCGGUUUCAGUUCCGGAAAUCUAAAAUGGCGGCCAAAAUACUCAGAAAUAGCGUAUUUGUGUUAUGGCAGUUUGAUGUGCCUUAUAAUAUGUCCUUUAUAGUGGUUUCAGGGUCGCCUGUUUCAACUCCGGUGAUGUAAAUGUGUUUUGAGAAUCCAGUUCGGCGGAAAAUUAAGAUGGCAGGUAUUUUGAGAGAAACCAGGAUCACGGAUGGUCUUGAUGUAUAUCCUAAAUUAUAUAAUAUUACAAUUAUUCAUAUAUCGAAUCCGGAUAAUACACAUAAUAAUAACAAAAUUUACUGUUAUUCUCUAACUAGUCCUCAUGGUAGUCCAUUGUUUGUGUUAUACAAUUGUGUAUAGGAUAGUAAUAUAUUAUGAUAUUCUAUCAAUAUAUAGUCUCCUUAAGAUCCCGGUUAGCAUAUUAUCCUUCCUGUUGGUGCCAUUUUUGGGUGUGGCGCCAGGCAGGGUAAGCUUACUCUUCCGGACACCUGUUUGUCGUGUAUUUUGUACACGAGGAGCAGUCCAUUUGCUGAUUACACUAUUUUGCUUUAAUACACUAUUUUGCCUAUAACGUUUUUUAGGACUUCGAAUUCUGUCUUAUGGUUUGGAUUGUUCGUACUUGGUUUUAUUUUAUUUUAAUAGUGAAUCAAUGUCCUACCCAAAAUCAAUUCCUACCCAAAAUCAGUUUCAGGCUUGAUCACAAAUUUUAUAGACCGCUUCAAUUCUGACUUCGUGAAGUGUAUUGUAAACACUCCCAGAAUAAAUAUGGGACAAGCAGUGUCGACUUCUCGGACGAUUUAGCUGUUUUGGACGUAUGUUUCGUUGUCUGGCAACCUAUAAUUUGUUACGUAAUAUGCUGUCGCACUUUAUGGUCAGCAAUUUCGUCCAACGAAUUAGUUCUAAUCUAUUAUGCAUAAUCUAUUUAUGCAAAACUGUUUUUGUAUAUAAAAUAUAGUACUCGUACAUAGUAACAUCUACCCUGUAAUGGUCAUACUAUAUACCUAAUAUACGUUUGUAAAUAUAUAUUAUUUUUGUACGGUAAAUAAUUUCAAUUAAAAUCAAUCUAUCCAUAAUAAUAUAGCUAAUGUAUUUGACAUUAAAGUUGUAAUAAACAAAACACCUGGUUUAACAGAUGUAUUUCCAUUUGUGUGUGUCACAUUAAUCUCUUAUUUAAAGGCUUGAUGCGUCAUUUAGAGCUAUAGGAAUUUCUUUUCAAACUACAAUAUUAGCAAAGUUUAAUCGCUGACAGAAAUAUCAGUCCAAAAUGAUUCAGUCCCGUUCAGUAUUUACAAUGUUAUGAUAAAUUGUAAUUUCAUCGAUCAAGGCGCCAACAUCUGUUAUUGGUAGCGAAGAAACAUGAUGGGUCUGCGAUUGAAUCCAAGCCGGGAGGUUAUCUAGCGUUAGUAUUUUGAUUUUGUUUUCUUAAUAUACAUUUAAUGUUAAAUAAUGAAUCUGUGUACAUGUUAGCUUGUAUUAAGCCGUGGCAAAUUUGGUAUUUUAAUCAAAAUGUAAAUGACACAUCAAGCCUUUGAUAUACUAGUGUACUAAUAGAAACUGCAUGAUUCAACCAUGGAAUAAUUUAUCUUCUUUUAGAGUCUCUGAAUGUUGAAACUCUAUCCAAAUUAUGAUUUUAUUUUCAUUAGUAUUUACAAAGUUAUGAUGAAUUAAAAAAUUGUCAAUAUUCAGCACCUUCUGCAGAGGAUAUAAAUGGGAUGCGGUCAAAACGAACCAGCCUUUGUUGAAAUAUUUUGAUGGGCCUCUUUUUAAUCCAUUUGUAUUCCAAUCCACCAGAACAUCUAUAUUGUUGAUAUUUUAAUUUUGUUUUACUUAAAGGAGCUAAGUCUCUAACUUAAUAUUUUCCAUAAUAUUCGAAAUUAAAAACACGAAUUAGAAUUCAAUAUUGAUCAAUUUCAAUCAAUAUUGAUCAAUUUCAAUCAAUAUUGAUGUUGUUAUCUUGCCGUGGAACUGUAGGAUCCUAAUAUCCAACAUCUAAGACACAAUUAAAAGUUUAUAAACACUGCACGAGUCGUGUAUCCUGUGGUUUCGGGUGCCAUUUUGUAAUGAACAAAUAAAAACAUAUCCCACAACACAAUGUGGAAGUAAUUAGUAAUGGUUGAUUCACAAAGCAUGGGUAAAAAAAACUGCCGUUCAAUUUGAACUGUUCGCGUAUUUCACCAUACAUAAUUAAUUAGAAAUUACAAUAUUGUUUUCAACAAUUGAAUAUAAAUCACUUUACAUACAUUUAUAUUACAUUAAUAUGUGAUAUUAGAACCAUUUUUGUCUAUUUUAAGGUUCUAAAAAUAGAGUCAUAGGCCCUUUAAUUAAAGAGGAAAAUAAUCAGUCUGGGUACAUUUUAGCAUGAAAACCUAGAUAUUGUCAGAACAUAUGCAAAUGAAGAUCAGUGUCUUUAAUAAUUGUAUACUUGUUACAUUUUAUAUUGUAUUGUUAAAUUGAAAAUAUUUGUGUAAUUUUCAUUGUGUUUGAUUUUAAAAUUGUCAUUGAUUAUUAAUAAAUACUACAUUUGUAAAUGUGA